Molecule: messenger RNA, 3729 nt
Organism: Piliocolobus tephrosceles (Ugandan red Colobus)
Lineage: Eukaryota; Metazoa; Chordata; Mammalia; Primates; Cercopithecidae
Gene: ITIH6
Product: inter-alpha-trypsin inhibitor heavy chain family member 6
Exons: 12
Coding region: 1-3729 (1242 amino acids)
Biological process (GO): hyaluronan metabolic process
Molecular function (GO): serine-type endopeptidase inhibitor activity
Source: RefSeq, a predicted model, not a curated record
AUGUCUGGGUGGAGGUACCUCAUCUGUGUCAGCUUUUUGCUGAUCAUUCUUCUUGAACUGACAUACCAGGGACCCCCUGUCCCCGCUUCAUCAAGCACAAAGUUGUUAAUGACAAGCUAUUCCAUGCACUCCACGGUGGUGUCUCGCUACGCCCACACCUUGGUCACUUCUGUCCUGUUUAAUCCACAUGCUGAAGCCCAUGAAGCCAUCUUUGACCUGGAUCUGCCUCAUCUCGCCUUUAUCUCCAAUUUCACUAUGACCAUCAACAAUAAAGUCUACAUUGCAGAAGUCAAAGAGAAGCACCAGGCAAAGAAAAUCUAUGAAGAAGCCCAUCAGCAAGGAAAGACAGCUGCUCACGUAGGCAUCAGGGACCGGGAAUCAGAGAAGUUCCACAUCUCCACCAGCCUGGCAGCAGGCACAGAGGUGACUUUUUCCCUGGCCUAUGAGGAACUGCUUCAGCGUCACCAGGGCCACUACCAGCUGGUGGUGAGCCUGAGGCCCGGCCAGUUGGUGAAGAGGCUGAGCGUAGAGGUUACAGUGUCAGAAAGGACAGGCAUCUCCUAUGUGCACAUACCACCCCUGAGGACCAGCCGCCUGCGCACCAAUGCCCAUGCAAGAAAAGCCAUCCUAUUAAGUCUCUUCCCUCUCAAUGGAAACAAGAGUGUGGUGCUUAGCUCCCUGUCCCAGAAUACUAAAAAGGCCAUGAAUGUGAUCCUCAGUGACCUUCGAGCCAAUGACUACUUCAACAUCAUAUCCUUUUCUGACACAAUUAAUGUCUGGAAAGCUGGAGGCUCUAUCCAGGCCACCGUCCAGAAUGUCCACAGUGCCAAGGACUACCUGCAUCGCAUGGAAGCCGAUGGUUGGACCGACAUCAACUCAGCUCUGCUGGCAGCUGCUUCAUUGCUGAACCAUAGCAACCAGGAGCCUGGGAGGGGCCCCAGUGUGGGGAGGAUCCCUCUUAUCAUCUUCCUGACAGAUGGGGAGCCCACGGCUGGCGUGACGACCCCCAGUGUGAUCCUCUCCAAUGUCCGUCAGGCAGUAGGCCACAGGGUAUCCCUUUUCAGCUUGGCCUUUGGGGAUGAUGCUGACUUUACACUGCUGCGUCGCCUGUCCCUGGAAAACCGGGGAAUAGCCCGGCGCAUAUAUGAGGACACUGAUGCGGCCCUACAGCUGGAGGGCCUCUAUGAGGAGAUCUCCAUGCCUCUGCUGGCAGAUGUGCGUCUGAACUACCUGGGCGGCUUGGUUGGGGCCUCCCCUAGGGCCGUUUUCCCCAAUUACUUUGGUGGCUCAGAGCUGGUGGUGGCAGGACAGGUACAGCCAGGCAAACAGGAACUGGGCAUCCACCUGGCAGCCCGUGGCCCCAAGGAUCAGCUUCUUGUGGCCUGCCACAGUGAAGGGGCCACCAACAACAGCCAGAAGACCUUUGGUUGCCCAGGGGAGCCAGCCCCCAAUGUGGCCCACUUCAUCCGCCGCCUCUGGGCCUAUGUCACCAUUGGAGAGUUGCUGAACGCACGCUUCCAAGCUCGUGACACCACCAUUCGCCACCGGCUGGCUGCCAAAGUCCUCAACCUGUCCCUUGAAUACAACUUUGUCACACCUCUGACUUCGCUGGUCAUGGUGCAACCCAAGGAGGCCAGUGAGGAGACCAGGAGGCACACCUCCACCUCUGCUGGGCCAAACACCAUAAUGCCCUCAUCCAGCAGCAGGCAUGGCCUAGGGAUAAGCACAGCUCAGCCAGCCUUGGUGCCCAGGGUUAUCUCCCCCAAAUCAAGGCCUGUGAAACCAAAGUUCUACUUAUCCUCAACUACUACUGCCUCUACCAAGAAGAUGCUAAGUUCCAAAGAGCUGGAGCCAUUGGAAGAGAGCCCUCAUACCCUAUCAACGCCUACAUACCCAAAGGCCAAAACUCCAGCACAACAGGAUUCUGGCACCUUGGCCCAGGCAACUCUCAGGACAAAACCUACCGUUCUUGUGCCCUCAAAUUCUGGUACUCUGUUGCCUCUGAAGCUCAGCACUCUAUUACACCAGAAUCCUGGUAUAUUAACCAUGAACUCCAAGACACAAGUCCCACCUCUGAAACCUGGCAUCCCAGCCUUGCCGAAAGCUGACACUAUGAAACAUGUUACUCCACUGCAUUCCAGACCUGGUGCUCCAUCACACCCCCAACUUGGGGCACUCACAUCACAGUCACCUAAAGGCCUGCCACAGUCAAGACCUGGAGUCUCUACACUUCAUGUUCCCAAGUACCCACCACACAGCAGACUUACGGUUCCUGCUCCCAAGACCCGAAACAACAUGCCACACCCCAGGCCUAGAAUCCUCUUGUCCAAGACCCCUAAAGUCUCAUUAUCUCUUAAACCAAGUGCCCCACCACACCAAAUUUCCACAAGCAUAUCAAUUUCCAAGCCUGAGACCCCAAAUCCCCAUAUGCCCCAAACCCCACUACCUCCUAGACCUGACAGACCAAGGCCCCCACUUCCUGAGAGCCUAAGCACAUUUCCAAAUACAAUCUCAAGUUCCACAGGUCCCAGUAGUACCACAACCACCUCUGUCCUUGGAGAACCCCUCCCCGUGCCUUUUACUCCCACUCUGCCCCCUGGAAGGUUCUGGCAUCAGCAUGAUCUGCUCCCAGGUCCCCAGAGGACCAGACAAGUUCUGGGACCAUCUAGGCCAGGAGUUCCAACAAUGAGCCUACUCAACAGCUCCAGGCCUACAUCAGAAGGCAGCCCUCCAAACCUGCCAAUCUUGCUGCCUUCUAGCGUCCUCCCUGAGGCCAUCAGUCUGCUCCUUCUCCCCGAGGAGCUACAGCUGCUGUCUGAAUCAAUGGUGGAAUCCAAGUUCGUGGAGUCCUUGAACCCACCAGUUUUCUAUACCUUCCUCACUCCUGAUGAAGAUGGAAGUCCAAACUGGGAUGGCGAUUCUGAGGAGAUCCUGGGAGGAGCUGGAGGCAGCAUGGAAUCUCAAGGAAGUUCUGUGGGGUUAGCAAAAGGCACAUUACCUAGCAUCUUCACCUUCUCCUCCUCAGUGGACGGGGACCCCCACUUUGUGAUCCAAAUCCCACACUCAGAAGAGAAGAUCUGCUUCACACUGAAUGGGCACCCUGGGGACUUGCUGCAGCUCAUAGAGGACCCAAAGGCAGGGCUGCACGUGAGUGGGAAGCUGCUUGGCGCACCACCAAGGCCGGGCCACAAGGACCAGACUCGCACCUACUUCCAGAUCAUCACAGUCACUACAGACAAACCCCGGGCCUACACUAUCACCAUCAGCCGCAGUUCUAUAUCUUUGCGAGGUGAGGGUACCUUGCGCCUGUCCUGGGACCGACCUGCCCUACUGAAGAGGCCCCAUCUGGAGCUCUAUGUGGCUGCUGCAGCCCGCCUUACCCUCCGCCUUGGGCCCUACCUUGAGUUCCUAGUCCUCCGGCACCGCUACAGACAUCCCAGUACCCUGCAACUACCCCACCUGGGGUUCUAUGUGGCCAAUGGCUCAGGCCUCAGCCCCUCAGCCCGUGGCCUGAUAGGGCAGUUCCAGCACGCAGACAUCCGACUGGUGACAGGACCUAUGGGGCCAUGCUUACAAAGGCACCAUGGCCCAGAUGUGCCUGUGAUUCUAGGCAAGAGGCUGCUGAAGGACUCACCAAGGCUGCUGCCCCGCUGGGCUUCCUGCUGGCUGGUGAAGCGCUCUCAUGUAGAGCUGCUUCUGGGCCACCCCUACCUCUCCUAUGUCCUGUGA